UAACUUACUACUUUUGUUUUGCAUCCGACACGUCACUAAGGAACAAACCUAAAAAGCAUCAAACAAACAUAAUAAAAUAAGCUUUAUAGGCCCGCCAAUAUUUUAAUUAAAAGUUAUAAAAGUCCGCGUAAUAUCCUUAAGGCAAAAAAGGAUGUGCACAAUAAUUUAAUGCGAUGUUAAAAAUUUAGUUUUAUGGAGCUUGGUUUUUAAAGAGGUACGAAAAUGACGUUAUGGGACGUACAGUGGUUCAGUGAAAAAGCCGAGCAAGUAAGAAGGAGAACUUGGUUACCCUGGGGAAACAAGAAGUACCCCAAAAGGGCUAUAUUGAAAGAUGGACAUAAAAACGUGCACAGAAAAAAGAUGGCUGGCAUUCGUAGGUGGCGAUACUUACAAGACAUUUUCACCACCCUUAUGGACGCGCAAUGGAGAUGGACCCUACAAUUCUUAGCUCUGGAAUUCUUCGGUUGUUGGCUCACUUUCGCUCUGAUUUGGUGGUUGAUCGCUUUUGUACACGGAGAUCUUCAUGAAGAUCAUUUACCACUUCGGCAAGCUGAAACUGGUUGGACUCCUUGCAUAUUAAACAUCCAUGGGUUUCACUCGGCUUUCUUGUAUUCCUUGGAAACCCAGCACACCACAGGCUAUGGACUUCGAGUCAUUACUGAAGAAUGUCCAGAAGCUAUUUUUAUUUUAGUGUGCCAGUGUCUAAUUGGAAUGACUCUUGAUUCGUUUGCCAUAAGUAUAGUAUUCGCCAAACUUAUUCGAUCGAAACACGCUACCAGUACCAUCCAGUUUUCCAGAAACGCCGUUAUUUCCAGACGGGAGGGCAAACUCAGUUUUAUGUUCAGAGUUGGGGAUUUGAAAAAAAGCAGACUGGCGGGUGUUAGUGUUAGAGCAAUUUUGCUUAAGAGCAAACGAACACCAGAAGGAGAAAUUGUCCAAAGUUACCAAACAGAAUUAACUCUCAAAGCAGACGAUGGUUCUAACGACCUGUUUUUGAUCUGGCCUUUGAUAGUCUAUCAUGAAAUCGAUGAAAAUUCUCCUUUACGCAAUCUUACUGUACCAGAACUCAUGAAAAAUCAAAAAAUCGAAAUCAUAGUAAUUUUGAACGCUACAGUGGAAAGCACUGGUGUGACAAUCGAAGCCAAGUCAAGCUACUUAGCAAAUGAAGUAUUAUGGAAUCACCAGUUUGAAGGGAUGGUGUCUUAUAAUAAACAUUCAGAGUGUUACGAAACCGAUUGGAGUAAGUUCGAUGAUACCAGGGUGGUCAGUGCUGAAACGGAAGCAAUAGAAAAGUCCGGAUCACAAAGUAGCAAUCAUUCGAACGAACCCAAAAAUAAAAAUUCUUUGGAAACUGAAGGGUUUUUAAGUGAUGAAAUUUUGCCUCCUUUAUACCAGGAUGCAUACUUCAUACCACCUUACACUAAGCCCGCCGAUCCAGCAAUUCCAGAACAUGGCAAAACUCGUCAGAAUUCUUAUCAAAAAUAUUUUUACAAAUAUGGGAAAUUGCCUGAUAUUGAAGAGGGACAAGAGGCCAAUGUUACACUAGUAUAAACCAUGUAUGGUUAACCUAAAUAUAUUUUUGUGAUAACA
This is a messenger RNA of Anthonomus grandis grandis, 1590 nucleotides long. Its product is annotated as ATP-sensitive inward rectifier potassium channel 11-like. The transcript is spliced from 8 exons. Gene Ontology annotation, biological process: potassium ion import across plasma membrane; regulation of monoatomic ion transmembrane transport. NCBI's taxonomy places the organism in Eukaryota, Metazoa, Arthropoda, Insecta, Coleoptera, Curculionidae. Gene Ontology annotation, molecular function: inward rectifier potassium channel activity. The record is from RefSeq and is a predicted model, not a curated record. Gene Ontology annotation, cellular component: plasma membrane. Bases 223 to 1551 code for a protein of 442 amino acids.